Molecule: messenger RNA, 2856 nt
Organism: Seriola aureovittata
Lineage: Eukaryota; Metazoa; Chordata; Actinopteri; Carangiformes; Carangidae
Exons: 12
Coding region: 63-1118 (351 amino acids)
Biological process (GO): adenylate cyclase-activating G protein-coupled receptor signaling pathway
Cellular component (GO): plasma membrane
Molecular function (GO): G protein-coupled receptor activity
Source: RefSeq, a predicted model, not a curated record
GUUAUUUAGCUGCUCACAAACAGAGUGUGACGUGUGGAUAGAUUGAUUAUUGGAUAUCUACUAUGGAGCUCAAUGGUACACUGAGUGGAGAUCAGAUUGAUGUUCUCUCUACUGUGUACUUAGUGUUACUCACUCCCAGUGUGAUUGGGAGUUUUUCUGUCCUGGUGGUUUCCAUAUUGAAAUGGAGGCAUCUACAACAACAGGUGCACUUGCUGGUGCAGCUCGCCCUUGCCGACCUCCUGGCUGCUCUGAUCCUGAUUUCCACCAGUGUCAUGAACAAAAUUGGAACCAUCAACAGUGUAAUGAUCUGCCUAUACAGCCUGCCACUGUCAUUGACAUUUUACUUUGUUUCAUUUCUGCUGGUGGUGGUUUACGCAUGGAAGUCGAAGAAUGGAAUCCAAGGAUGGAGAGCAACACCAGCAGAGAAUGAGGGCGGACAGAGUCAGUAUGGACGGAAAAUAGUAGCUAUACCUGUAUAUGCCAUGGUGUGGUUGAUCCCCAUUGCAAUAUACUUAGCAUAUGUUCUCACUCCCUUCAUAAAAGCUGCUAUGGUGAUUCCAAUUGCUGACAAAUCACUAAGCGGGACCCUCCAAAGUGACAGCAUGUACUGCACCAGUUGUAUUUUGUUCUUGCAUGUCUGGAGGGACUCCUGCCCAGGAUCUGAAAAAAUCCAUGACACUUUCAUCAAAACUUUUCUUUUCCUUGUGGUGAUACCAGUGAUGCUGUCUUGCUCUGUCAUUUACUAUAAUGUUGGUAAAUGGUAUGAAAGACAUCAGCAUCAUGGUCUUUUUCCGGUGGAAGGAGACGGACGUUCAAGGAGGAGAUUCAAAAGAAUGAUUUCUACAGCAAGAAAUAUGGUGAUGGUCAUCUUAUUCUGUUGGACACCAGCGCUUAUCCUCAUUCUGAUGUCCACAAUUAUGAUAUGGAUAAACAUUGAACAGCGCAGACUAUUUGGCCUUUACAUGAUACAGGCUGCCACUGUGUCCCUGCAAGGUUUCCUGAACAGUAUGGUUUACGCCUGGAGACGGCCAAACUUCACAGAGGCUGUUCUUGGGGAGAACACACCCCUGGUGCCGCACAACCGCCUGGCCUUCUUUGAUGAAUCGCUCAGGAGUUAAUCUUGAUUGUUGACUCUAAACACGCGAAGAGAAAUUGCUGGCACACCACACUGCUGGCCUGAGGAGGACCGACUGCCUGCACACUUCAUGACUUCAUGACAGUUUAGACUGAAAGAUAAAAUGCUCUCAUUCACGGACUGAAGAUGAAGAGAAAUAGAACAAAAAGAUGAAGGAAACACAAAGACCCUUUAAACAAGCAACAACUGAUGCAGUGCUUUUCAUUGCAACUGCUGGAUUUUUCUUAUAGUAAACAAAGUCAUAGUAGCUUCGUUAGCAUAUUUAUUUGUAUAAAAAUGGGGACAAAAAGGACAUUAACUGUAUGACUUUGUUGUAUUUAUAUGUGCUGUUAAUGUUUUAUCAAAGACUUAAAAGAUGUCAUAUAGAAUUAUGGAUGUGGUGUUCGAUUUAUAUGUUAUGUUUUAUCAAAUGUAUUUGUAGUGUUUAAUAAGGUGCCAGUUGUUACCUACUGUUUUAUUAUGGACUUGUUAUUCAACAGUACCUCAGCACUCUGUAGUUCAAGAUAAGAACAAUGGAAAACCUGUCGGGGUUGCACAUAUGCCGUCACCUUUCUGUCAUUUCAGAAGCACAUGUCACCCACCAUAAUAUAGAGUUCAGUCUCAGGAGCAUGGCACAUGACAAGAGAAGGAACAAAGUGUCUGCUUUGUCAUGUCUGGGUGCAACCACAACGGAUAACUUAUCUCAUAAAAAAUACUGUGUGGUUGUGCAACUGAGGUCUUAUAUAAGAUCUUUCAGAUAUAUAGUCUCACACACACACACUUAGGCACAAAGAUCAGCACAUUCUCAUGCUGUAGUAUCUCAAACUCCAUGACAACAUUGUAGCAUGUUGAAAGACUGCAAGCCAACCUGUGAUCGCCAGUUUAUCUGCUGUACUUUAAAGCAAACAUGAUGUGCACAACUCAUCUGCUGAAGGCUAUAUGGCUAUAGCUACAUGGGUUUGAGUUGCAUAGGAUAAAAAACAUAAGGGUUAGACAUAACACAGGGUUUUGUCAAAAACAUUAUUUUUUCAAUGUGUUUUAAUGUGAUUCAGUUGAGGCAAGAAUAACAAACACCUUUGUAUGAAAACUUGAGCUAUUAUCACAGAUCCAGAAGUGAGUUGAGUCGCUUUACUUUAAUAAAAAUCCACACAGCCUGCAUCCUCCACACCUGGUCACCCAAUUAUAGUUUCCUUGGAGAUUCAUUAUCUGAUGUGCAUGAGAUCUACUGCCUAUCCAUAGAUGUUGUGAUGCACAAAAGUGUUCCUAAAAAGCAGUCCUACUCAGCAAAUAUACAGUAUGUCUACAAGACACAGAUUUGAAAAAUCUUGUUCCUGAUAAUAAAACCAUUUGGUCAGUCCAGUGCAAGUCACUAUCAAUGACCUAUUAACAGUAUUUAUCACCGAUUGAUCAUAUCGCUAUUCUUUUGGUCAUAUGUAUGAAGCAGCCAACCAGAGUAAACCUUAUAUCAUAUUGUUCAUUAUUGUUCAACAUAUCAGGCUAUACUAAAAAAAAAAAGGAACUGCACGACAGGGUUCACUGGCAUAAACAGCACCCGUCCUGUAGCAACAAGACUGCAUGUUCAUGUGUUUUUGUGUACGCGUAGUUGCUCCAUUAAUUAUCUGCCCAGUGAAUUUUCUGAAUAUGAUGAAUGAACCCUACAGAUUUGCUGACUAAACUGCAAGGCUGUGGCCUAGAAAUGACUCUGGAUUUCUAAUAUUUUCUGUCUUCCGGCUCCAAGGUUA